AUGGAUCAUGAAGACAGUACAUCACUAAUUAUUACAGAUGAAAAAAUAAUUAAACGAGUUAAUAGUGACAUAGAUAUAGACACUACUCUACCUUUAAAAAAAAAGCUGAAAAAGGAAAACGACGAAUCUUUAUUAGCAAACGAGGAAAACACUGAUGAUGUUUCUGCCUUAAAUAAUGAUAAUAAUAAUGAAACGAUAUGUGCUAACUCACCUGGAAAAGUUAACUUUACUUCACCAGAAGUAGCUAUUAAAAGGGCUGAUACUACUAAUACUAAUACUAAUACCAAUACAUCUAAAAUAAACGUCAAUCUAAAUGAAAAAAUCAGCAAACACGUUGUAAUGAAUACACCAUCUAAAAAAUUGCAGGCGGUUAAUUUUUUGAAAACUCCCUCAAGCAAAACAGAAAAACUGGACGAACAAUCAUUAUUAGGAUGUAGUCACAAUAAAUUUAAAAAUAGUCAACAUGAUGAUGAUUAUGUAUUUGAUGAAAACAUUCCUAAAGAUAUUAUUGAAGAAAUGACUCUUUUAUUAGACACAUUUCCUGGACUAGAUGUUAGAUAUAAACUAUUGGACAAAAUUGGUGAAGGUACCUUUUCCUCCGUUUACAAAGCCAGAGACAAAAAAUUACAACCACAGCAUAUGCUAAAAUCACCAUUAAAACACCACUUUUGGAGUUCUAAACACCAUUAUGUUGCCCUAAAGAGAAUCUAUGUUACUUCGUCGCCACAGAGAAUUUACAACGAGUUAAAUCUAUUGUAUACUUUGUCUAAAUGUCCUAGAAUCGCACCUUUGUAUGACGCAAUACGUUAUCAAGACCAAAUCAUUGCUGUGUUACCAUAUUAUCCUCAUGAGGAUUUUAGAACGUUUUAUAGAAUAUUACCAAUAAAGGGAAUCAAAAAAUACAUGUUUGAAUUAUUAGAAGCCUUAAAAUUCAUUCAUUCAAAAGGUGUGAUACAUAGAGAUAUAAAACCUACAAACUUCCUAUACAAUACAAGAUUGGGGAAAGGCGUAUUGGUAGAUUUCGGACUAGCAGAAUUAGAAUACGAUGCACAGGAUACUUUUAGAAACACUCAAUAUUGUCCAUGUGUGGAAAAAAGAAAUGAUCAUAUCUGUAACAUUAGCACUGGUAGUGCUGGUGUUAAUAAAUCGUUCAAAUCGGUUAUAAAUAUAUCAGGUGAUUUGACCAAGGGCUAUCCUAAACAUGAUACACGUAGAGGAAGAAGAGCUAAUAGAGCAGGGACCAGAGGAUUUAGAGCACCGGAAGUUCUAUUAAAGUGUUCUAAGCAAACUACGAAAAUAGAUAUCUGGUCAUGCGGUGUUAUAUUAUUAUGUUUUUUAGCCAGGAGGUUUCCUAUGUUUCAAAGUUUGGAUGAUAUAGAUUCGUUAUUGGAACUAUGUUGUAUCUUUGGUUACAAAGAAUUGAAGAAGUGUGCAGAGUUACAUGGAUUGGGUGUAAAUAUUAGUAGCAACUUAAAUGGGAUAACUGAAGAUGGUAUUAAAGGUGGAUUAAAAGAAUAUGUCAGGAGUUUGUUAUUACAAGAAACUGAGGUGGGUACCUUACCCUCAUAUAGUGCUGCAUUUGAAACAUUGGAUUUUUUGGAUAAUGAGAGUAGCCCCUCUCUGGUUUCUGGUGGGUCAUUAAAAUCAAACGAUCAUAGUAUUAAUGUACAUAAUGACAAGGAAGAAAUGGAAGAUGCUGAUAAUGUUGAAGAUCCUAAUAUUUUGAAGCAUAAACAAGAAUAUUAUAGUGAUCAUUUUUGGUGUUUUUUAUUGUUAGAAAAAUGUUUCGAUUGGAAUUAUCACAACAGACCUAGUGCAGAUGAUUUACUGAAAAAUAUAUUUUUUGAUGAGUUAAACAAUUUCCCCUCACCUGCUAAAAAAGGAAAUACUGAUGUUUGUGAUAAAGCACAUUGUAAUAGUAGCAAUGAAAACACUGACACCAGUGAAGGUACAGAGGAAGAAAGCUGUGGUACUAAAAGUACUUUGACUUAG
Saccharomycodes ludwigii is the source of this 1992-nucleotide messenger RNA. RefSeq names its product serine/threonine protein kinase CDC7 (gene CDC7). NCBI's taxonomy places the organism in Eukaryota, Fungi, Ascomycota, Saccharomycetes, Saccharomycodales, Saccharomycodaceae. Gene Ontology annotation, biological process: mitotic DNA damage checkpoint signaling; protein phosphorylation. The transcript has a single exon. Gene Ontology annotation, molecular function: protein serine/threonine kinase activity; ATP binding. Gene Ontology annotation, cellular component: nucleus. The record is from RefSeq and is a predicted model, not a curated record. Bases 1 to 1992 code for a protein of 663 amino acids.